AUGCCAUUUUUUGUGCUUGAAACUGAAGCCCUUAGUGAAAUUCCUGAAAUUGUUAGAACAGGUGUAUGGGUUGGUGAUUGUUUUAUGUAUACAAAUUCUCUUAAUCGUAUAAAUUAUUAUGUUGGUGGCGAAAUUGUAACAAUAUCACAUUUAGAUAGAGUAAUGUAUUUAUUAGGUUAUGUUUCGAAUGAAAAUCGUCUAUAUUUGGGUGAUAAAGAAAUGUCUAUUGUUUCAUUUGAAUUAUCCUUAGCUGUACUUGAAUAUCAAACAGCUGUUAUGCGUAAAGAUUUUGAAACAGCAGAUCAAGUUCUUCCAACAAUAGCAAAAGAGCAACGAACACGUGUUGCACAUUUUCUUGAAAAACAAGGUUAUCGUCAACAAGCAUUGGCUGUUACAUUGGAUAAUGAACAUAAAUUUGAUUUAGCACUUCAAUUAGGAAAUUUAUCAGUUUGUUAUGAACUUGCACUUGAAAUGGAAAAUGAACAAAAAUGGUUACAAUUAUCUGAACUUGCAACAAAAUGUGGAGAUUUUAAUUUAGUACAAGAAUGUUUAACACGUGCACAAGCAUUUGGUUCACUUAUAUUAUUAGCAAGUGCAUCAAGUAAUAAAGAAUUAAUGUCAACAAUUGGUGAACAUUCAAGAAAAAAUGGACAAUUUAAUAUAGCUUUUCUAUCAAAUUUUGUUUUGGGAAAAUUAGAUCAAUGUUUAGAUAUACUUAUUGAAAAUCAACGUUUACCUGAAGCAGCUUUUUUUGUUCGAACAUAUUUACCAUCACAAAUAGGUCGUAUUGUAGGUUUAUGGAGAGAAAAAUUAAAACAAAUGAAUAUGGAACGUUCGGCACAAGCAUUAGCAAAUCCAACUGAUUAUGAAAAUCUUUUUCCAGGUCUUAUUGAUACAUAUAAAACAGAACAAUAUUUAAAACAAGAAAUUAAAACAAAUUUAGCUCGUGAUUAUCCAUCAAUUACACCAAGUUGGGAUCGAAAUCCUAUUGCUGAAAUGAAAGAAGCAGAAGAAAAUGAGCAGUUUUCCUAUCAUCCAGUGCAAUCAAACAAAGGUAUAACAGAUGAAGAUGAAGAUGAGAAUUUUUCUGAUGCAAAUGAAUCACCAAAACAAGUAGCAUCAUCGCAAAUCAAACAAGCAUCUGUUGUUCCUCCUCCGACAACAACAAAUAAAUCAAGCACCGAAUCAUCGGUAUUAAAUAAAUUAAUUCCAACUGUUGAUACAUCAUCAGCAGCUUCAACCGAUCGUGCUCGUUCUCAAUCUCCAAUGAAUAAUACAACUGUUCCAACAACAACAAAAAAAGAUUCAACUCCUCCACCAUCGUCUAUUAAACCAACAACAACAACAACAACUUCAUCAACUAUUCCUCAAGCAUCAACAAUAUCCAAAGCAGUAACUGAUAUUAAAUCAGCUGUUACUGGUCGCAAAACAUCAUUAAGCGAUCUUGAAAAAGAACUUCAAGAAUUCGAUAUAGACCUCGAUAAAGAUGAUGAUCUUCAAUUUGAUGAUGAUGAUGUCGAUGAAUUUCUCAAAGAUACUUGA
Molecule: messenger RNA, 1542 nt
Organism: Rotaria sp. Silwood2
Lineage: Eukaryota; Metazoa; Rotifera; Eurotatoria; Philodinida; Philodinidae
Source: the annotation of a GenBank genome assembly